AUGGUUGACUGGGAGAUACACAACAAACUUAGCUUACUUGCACUUUACCUCAAAAAUCUCCCAGACACAAUACCCUUGGUGCAUGCUUCGGCUACACAGUAUGGCUUUGACUUCUAUGCUGCCGAUGAUGAAGAUAUCUUGGACAUGGGCGAGAUUGGCGCUCUGAAUCGGGCAUUCGAAAUUCGACUGGGUCAGCGCAAUAAUGGGCCAAUCAUCUUCAAGGAGCGAGGUGUUGGUCUCGAAGGUGUUGUUGACGUGCUGAAGUCAUACUUCGAGAAGCACGAGCAUUCGAAUGAGGUCGCAUUACUUCACAAAUGGCUGGAUGAUCUCAUUACAGCCGCAGAGCAUGCAUACGCAUCUGCAAAGGUCCCGGUAAGUACUAAUCACAAAAUAGGAGUAAAAUUAAACUUAUACCCAUGA
Messenger RNA from Suillus subalutaceus, 420 nucleotides. RefSeq lists its product as uncharacterized. Lineage: Eukaryota; Fungi; Basidiomycota; Agaricomycetes; Boletales; Suillaceae. Bases 1 to 420 code for a protein of 139 amino acids. The record is from RefSeq and is a predicted model, not a curated record. The transcript has a single exon.